UGCGCAGGCGCGGCGGGAGGGGGCCGCGGGGGGGCUCUCCCCAGCGCUCUCCGCCCUUCUCCAGACUCUCUCCGGCCGCGGUGCUCUCGGUUGGCGGCGGCGGUGCGGAGGGGAAGGCGUCCAGGAUGCGGCGCGGGGCGGCCCGGUGCCCCCCUGCCCCGUCACGGCAGCCGCGGCGGCCGCGGGGACCGGGCCAGGGCCGGGGGCGGCCCCGGCGCCAUGAGCGGCGGCGGCGGAGGGGGCUCGGCGCCCAGUCGCUUCGCCGACUACUUUGUCAUCUGCGGGCUGGACACCGAGACCGGGCUGGAGCCGGACGAGCUGUCGGCAUUAUGCCAGUACAUACAGGCUUCUAAAGCCAGGGAUGGUGCCAGAGCUUUCAUUUCCAGUACGACUGAAGGAGAAAAUUUUGAGCAGACACCAUUGAGACGAACGUUCAAGUCUAAGGUUCUUGCACGAUAUCCUGAGAACGUAGAAUGGAAUCCCUUUGACCAAGACGCAGUGGGAAUGCUAUGCAUGCCCAAAGGGCUGGCAUUCAAGACCCAGGCUGAUCCCAGGGAGCCCCAGUUCCAUGCCUUUAUUAUCACAAGGGAGGAUGGCUCUCGGACAUUUGGGUUUGCCCUCACAUUCUAUGAGGAGGUGACUAGCAAGCAGAUCUGCAGUGCCAUGCAGACCCUUUACCACAUGCAUAAUGCUGAGUAUGAUGUCUUACAUGCUCCCUCUGCUGAUGGCCGAGACCACGGUGGCAUGGAGGAUGGUGAAGGCACUCCUGGGACCAAGCUGCAGCGCUUCAACUCUUAUGACAUUAGCCGGGACACGCUCUACGUCUCUAAGUGUAUCUGCCUCAUCACGCCCAUGUCCUUCAUGAAAGCAUGUCGGAGUGUGCUGGAACAACUUUACCAGGCAGUCACUUCACCUCAGCCCCCUCCACUGCCCCUUGAGAGCUACAUAUACAACGUACUCUACGAGGUGCCACUCCCACCUCCCGGCCGGUCCUUGAAGUUUUCUGGGGUCUAUGGGCCCAUAAUCUGCCAGAGACCAAGUACCAACGAGCUUCCCCUAUUCGACUUUCCUGUCAAAGAGGUUUUUGAACUGCUUGGGGUGGAGAACGUGUUUCAGCUUUUUACCUGUGCCCUUCUGGAGUUUCAAAUCCUGCUCUACUCACAGCAUUACCAGAGACUGAUGACUGUGGCGGAGACGAUUACAGCCCUCAUGUUUCCUUUCCAGUGGCAGCAUGUCUAUGUCCCUAUUCUCCCGGCUUCUCUCCUACAUUUCUUAGAUGCACCUGUGCCAUACCUGAUGGGCUUGCAUUCCAACGGCCUGGAUGACCGGUCAAAGCUGGAGCUGCCUCAAGAGGCCAACCUCUGCUUUGUGGACAUUGACAACCACUUCAUUGAGCUGCCCGAGGACUUGCCUCAGUUUCCCAACAAAUUGGAGUUUGUCCAGGAAGUCUCUGAGAUUCUCAUGGCAUUUGGCAUUCCCCCUGAAGGGAACCUUCAUUGCAGUGAGAGCGCCUCCAAGCUGAAGAGGCUCCGGGCUUCUGAACUUGUCUCUGACAAGAGGAAUGGGAACAUUGCAGGCUCCCCUUUGCAUUCCUACGAGCUCCUCAAGGAGAAUGAAACGAUCGCCCGGCUGCAAGCCUUAGUCAAGAGGACUGGGGUGAGCCUGGAAAAGCUGGAAGUGCGUGAAGACGCCAGCAGCAAUAAGGAUCUGAAAGUUCAGUGUGAUGAAGAAGAACUCAGGAUUUACCAGCUAAACAUUCAGAUCCGGGAAGUUUUUGCAAAUCGUUUCACUCAGAUGUUUGCAGAUUAUGAGGUGUUUUGACUGUCUGUUUCCUUUUGGUCCCACCAGGCAUCAUUUCUAUCAGAUCAGCCUGAGCCCUACCUGCCCUUCCUCUCAAGAUUCCUGGAGACCCAGAUGUUUGCCUCUUUCAUUGACAACAAAAUCAUGUGUCAUGAUGAUGAUGAUAAAGACCCUGUGCUACGGGUAUUUGAUUCCCGAGUAGACAAGAUCAGGCUGCUGAAUGUUCGGACGCCUACUCUCCGCACGUCCAUGUACCAGAAGUGCACCACUGUGGAUGAAGCAAAGAAAGCAAUUGAGCUGCGUCUGGCAAAAAUUGACCAUACUGCAGUUCACCCCCAUUUACUUGACAUGAAGAUUGGACAAGGGAAGUAUGAGCCGGGGUUCUUCCCUAAGCUGCAGUCUGAUGUGCUUUCCACUGGACCAGCCAGCAACAAGUGGACGAAAAGGCAUGCCCCUGCCCAGUGGAGGCGGAAAGAUCGGCAGAAGCAACACACAGAACACCUACGUUUAGACAAUGACCAGAGAGAGAAGUACAUCCAGGAAGCCAGGAGUAUGGGCAGCACCAUCCGCCAACCCAAACUGUCCAACCUCUCCCCGUUAGUGAUUGCCCAGACCAACUGGAAGUUUGUGGAGGGUCUGCUAAAGGAAUGUCGCAACAAGACCAAGAGGAUGCUAGUGGAGAAGAUGGGCCGAGAGGCUGUGGAGCUUGGGCACGGGGAGGUAAACAUCACAGGCGUGGAAGAGAAUACCUUAAUUGCCAGCCUUUGUGACCUCUUGGAAAGGAUCUGGAGUCAUGGGCUACAAGUAAAACAGGGGAAAUCUGCUUUGUGGUCCCACCUGUUACAUUAUCAGGAAAACCGGCAGAGAAAACUCACAUCAGGAAGCCUCAGUACCUCAGGAAUACUUCUUGAUUCAGAACGGAGGAAGUCUGAUGCCAGCUCAGUCAUGUCUCCCCUGAGAAUCUCCCUCAUUCAGGAUAUGAGGCACAUCCAGAACAUCGGGGAAAUCAAGACUGACGUGGGAAAGGCCAGAGCGUGGGUGCGACUGUCCAUGGAAAAGAAGUUACUUUCUAGACAUCUGAAGCAGCUUCUCUCAGACCAUGAGCUCACCAAGAAGUUGUACAAGCGCUAUGCCUUCCUGCGCUGUGACGACGAGAAGGAGCAGUUCCUCUAUCACCUCCUCUCUUUCAAUGCCGUCGAUUACUUUUGCUUCACCAAUGUCUUCACAACUAUCCUGAUCCCAUACCACAUCCUGAUCGUACCAAGUAAGAAGCUGGGGGGCUCCAUGUUCACCGCCAACCCGUGGAUCUGUAUCUCAGGAGAACUGGGUGAGACACAGAUCCUGCAGAUUCCCAGGAACGUGUUAGAGAUGACCUUCGAGUGCCAGAACUUGGGGAAGCUCACUACUGUGCAGAUAGGGCAUGAUAACUCCGGACUGUAUGCCAAAUGGCUAGUGGAGUAUGUGAUGGUCAGGAAUGAGAUCACAGGACACACCUACAAGUUCCCAUGUGGCCGGUGGUUGGGGAAGGGCAUGGACGAUGGAAGCCUGGAGCGGGUCCUAGUUGGGGAGCUGCUCACGUCCCAGCCUGAGGUGGAUGAGAGGCCAUGCCGGACCCCGCCCCUGCAGCAGUCCCCCAGCGUCAUCCGGAGGCUUGUUACCAUCUCACCCAACAACAAGCCCAAGCUGAACACUGGGCAGAUCCAGGAGUCCAUCGGGGAGGCAGUCAACGGCAUCGUGAAGCACUUCCAUAAGCCUGAGAAAGAGCGAGGCAGUCUGACGCUGUUGCUUUGUGGAGAGUGCGGCCUUGUCUCGGCCCUGGAACAGGCUUUCCAGCAUGGAUUUAAAUCGCCUCGGCUCUUCAAAAAUGUCUUCAUUUGGGAUUUCCUGGAAAAAGCACAAACCUAUUAUGAGACUUUGGAGCAGAAUGAAGUUGUCCCUGAGGAAAACUGGCAUACAAGGGCCCGGAACUUCUGCCGAUUUGUCACUGCAAUCAACAAUACUCCCCGGAACAUCGGCAAGGACGGCAAGUUUCAGAUGCUGGUGUGCUUGGGAGCCAGAGAUCACCUCCUACACCACUGGAUUGCCCUGCUGGCCGACUGCCCCAUCACCGCACACAUGUAUGAGGAUGUGGCUCUCAUCAAAGACCACACGCUUGUCAAUUCCUUGAUCCGCGUGCUGCAGACACUGCAGGAGUUCAACAUCACGCUGGAGACUUCCCUUGUCAAGGGCAUCGACAUCUGACCUCCCAGCACCAGCUGGCUGCAGGACCGAGAGAGACUCACCCUGCAGCUCUGACCCUUCUUCCCAGAGGGCCUUAAGCGAGUUGUGCAGGAGACAGAGAGGAGAUGUACACUCACUGUAAAAAGAAAACUAGAGGAUUUUUGGAAUAAAUAAUCUAUUUUAGAGUUUAUUUGCUGAUUUGCUUUUUACACACUUUCAUGUGAAAGAGUGCUAGAGAGAGGGAGACGAGGUUGGUGCCGCUUAUUUUGAAGCUGGCGCCCUCCCUCGCCACAGCCGCGAGCUGGGAGCCUGCGGCCUUCCUGGACUGAGCCUGCGGCGCCGCGUGCGGGGCGGUUCUGCUUCCUUGCCCCGCCGCGUUAAUGAGGCCAUUCCACGUCAUUUUUAAACUAAUGUUUUCUAUAUUAACAUUAUUAUGGAUAUUUGGCUUUCCUGGGCCACACACAGGUGUGCUGAGCGGGCAGCCCCAAGCUCCAAUCAAAGGGAUCUUAGUAGUGCCUCUCCAGGCACUGGUGAGUCAGUCCAGAUCUUUUUUUUUUUGUCAGUAUUAUUUGGGAAGGAGACAUGCCGAAAUGUAUCACCGUGCAGAGCAUCACGUUUCCUCUUGGCACGCGGCUGCACGGAAGUAAACAUAAGCAUGUUUUAACAGGUUUUCCUUUUCUUUUUUUACGUAUUAUUUAUUUAACCCUCCAUUGUGUGUUUUAAGUCUUUCUUUUUUAUUUUUUUAAGGAAAGGAAAAUCUUGUCACAGUCUAACUGGCUAUGUUAUUACUGUUAAAUUUAUGUUGUUUUGCAACUUAGAAACCAGCUACAGUAUGGCCCACUUAAUAAAACACCUGAAACAAGA
This is a messenger RNA of Ceratotherium simum simum (southern white rhinoceros), 4884 nucleotides long. The record is from RefSeq and is a predicted model, not a curated record. NCBI's taxonomy places the organism in Eukaryota, Metazoa, Chordata, Mammalia, Perissodactyla, Rhinocerotidae.